Messenger RNA from Ornithorhynchus anatinus (platypus), 4695 nucleotides. RefSeq names its product arrestin beta 1 (gene ARRB1). NCBI's taxonomy places the organism in Eukaryota, Metazoa, Chordata, Mammalia, Monotremata, Ornithorhynchidae. Gene Ontology annotation, molecular function: G protein-coupled receptor binding. Bases 410 to 1669 code for a protein of 419 amino acids. The transcript is spliced from 16 exons. The record is from RefSeq and is a predicted model, not a curated record. Gene Ontology annotation, biological process: visual perception; signal transduction; G protein-coupled receptor internalization.
CGGGCCGGGCCGGGGUCUCCUGUCCCCGCCCCCCACCCCACCCCGCAGGGCCGGGCCGCUGGAUCCCGACGCUCCCAGCCGGGAAGAGGCGGACACUAAGGUGUCUCCUCUAGCUGGUGGCCCGGCUCCGGCCCGGCCCGGCCCGGACAAAGGGCAGCUGCGGGAGAGGCGGGGCGGAGCUGAGCUGAGCGGAGGAGGAGGAAGGAGAGGAGCUGAGCUGAGCGCCCCCGAGCCUCGCCUCGCCUCGCCUCGCCCCCGCAGCUUGUCCCGCGCGGCCCCCGCCUUGCAGCCCCCCGGCGGGCGGCUGGACGGGGGGUCCGUGGAGGGGGGUGGGGGGCGGCUGGACGUCCGGCGGGAGCGCCCGCUGGGCUGCACCGACGUCGCCGAGGACCGCCCGGCCCCGGCCACCAUGGGCGACAAAGGGACCAGGGUGUUUAAGAAGGCAAGCCCUAAUGGCAAGCUCACGGUCUACCUGGGGAAGAGGGACUUUGUGGACCACGUAGAUAUGGUGGACCCUGUCGAUGGUGUCGUGCUGGUGGCUCCUGAGUACCUGAAGGAGAGGAAAGUCUUUGUCACGCUGACCUGCGCCUUCCGUUACGGCCGCGAGGACCUGGACGUGCUGGGCUUGACCUUCCGCAAGGACCUGUUUGUGGCCAACGCCCAGGCCUUCCCGCCGGCCCCCGAGGACCGGCCUCCGCUCACCCGCCUGCAGGAGCGCCUUAUCAAGAAACUAGGGGAGCACGCUCACCCCUUCACUUUCCAGAUUCCCCCCAACCUCCCCUGCUCCGUCACGCUGCAGCCUGGACCCGAGGACACAGGGAAGGCCUGCGGUGUGGACUAUGAGGUGAAGGCCUUCUGUGCUGAGAACCUGGAGGAGAAAAUUCACAAAAGGAAUUCCGUGCGACUGGUGAUCCGGAAAGUGCAGUAUGCUCCGGAGCGCCCGGGCCCCCAGCCCAUGGCAGAGACCACCAGGCAAUUCCUCAUGUCUGACAAGCCUCUGCACCUGGAGGCAUCUCUGGACAAAGAGAUCUACUACCACGGAGAACCCAUCAACGUCAACGUCCACGUCACCAACAACACCAACAAGACCGUGAAGAAGAUCAAGAUUUCAGUACGCCAGUAUGCGGAUAUCUGUCUCUUCAACACGGCUCAGUACAAGUGUGCGGUGGCGGUGGAGGAGGCUGACGACGUGGUGGCUCCGAGUUCUACAUUUUGUAAGGUAUACACGCUGACCCCCUUCCUUGCCAACAACCGGGAGAAGCGAGGUCUGGCCCUGGAUGGGAAACUCAAGCACGAGGACACGAACCUAGCUUCCAGCACCUUGCUAAGAGAUGGUGCCAACAAGGAGGUCCUGGGCAUCAUUGUGUCUUACAAGGUCAAGGUGAAGCUGGUGGUGUCUCGGGGAGGCCUCUUGGGAGAUCUAGCCUCCAGCGACGUGGCCGUGGAGCUGCCUUUCACUCUGAUGCACCCCAAGCCGAAGGAGGAACCGCUUCACCAGGGUGUUCCAGAGCACGAGGCUCCAAUUGACACCAACCUCAUAGAGCUGGACACCAACGACGACGACAUCGUAUUCGAGGAUUUCGCCAGGCAGAGGCUGAAGGGGAUGAAAGAUGACAAGGAGGAGGAGGAGGAGGGAGGCACCGACUCUCCACAGCUCAACGACAGAUAAACGCUCCCCCCCCCCCGCCCCUGGCAGUAACGCACCCACGGGCGUUGGCCUUUCCGUCGUCCGUCGUGUUUCUGUUUCUGUCUGGGGCCUUUAGGGUGCAUCCACACUGUUCCUCUGUGCUCCCGCCCCCACCCUCCCCACCCCAUCCCAGGAAGUCCCCCUCCCACUCAACCCACGGCGCAAAGGAGGUUUCAGGAAAACACCCCUCAUGCUACCCCCUCCCAGACUCCUGGACCAGAUCCUUGCCCCCUCCCCACGUCGGACACUGUUGAGCCCCUCCUCCCAUCCCUCUCCCCCUGUCCCGCGGCAGGGUAACAAGCCGCGGGCCCUGCCUCAGGCCCGAGGAGCGAACCCCCCUGCAGCCUGAAAGUUGGGUGGGGGGUGGGGGCACCUUGAAUUCUGGAUGAACCCCCCCCAGCCCAUGUUGCCUUCGCAGACCCCACAGUCUGCUCACAUGCACGUCCCUCCAACACGUCCCUCCCACCCAUCUCCAUCGCCCUUGCAGGUUUGCUCUACCCCAGCCCAAGCAAGAGACUGCAGUCCCACCACCACCAAACUGGGCUGGACUCUAGCCUGGAAUAAUUCAUUAUUCUGUCCCAGAUCUUGAUCAUGUGGGUCCUGCCUUAGUCCCCGGGGUGGGAGGCAGAGGCCUUUCAGGCUGGGGUCCCCAAAGCCCCCCCAGAUCCUUGCCAGUUCAUCCCAGCUCAGUUUGGGAUGAGGGCAGGGGUGGCUACUAAGCAUACACAUGUGGACUUACGGGGUUCUGUGUGGGGGGAAGUGUAGGGGAAGUGGAAAAGUGGAGGAAUUUCAACAGAUAAUGUCCUUCUUGAGACAUCAGGAACUGCUAGAUUCCUGCAGAGUCAAGGCUGUGCUUGGCCACCUCCCCCCAGCUGCUCAAGGCCCAGCCACCUGCCCCCGGCCGCUCUGGGCCCGGCCACCUACCCCAGGCCCCUCAAGGCCCAGCCACUUGCCUCCGGCUACCAACCCCCAGCCGUUUUGGGCCUAGCCACCUGCCCACAUUGCUCUGGGCCUGGCCACCGGCUCCGGUCACCAACUCCCAGUCGCUCGAGGCCCAGCCACCUGCCCUUGUCCGAUCUGGGCCUGGCCAGCUGCCCACAUUGCUUUGGGCCUGGCCACCUAACCCCGACCACCUACCCCUCACCGGUCUGGGGUCUAGCCACCUGCCUCUGACCACUAGAGCCCAGCCACCCACCCCUAACUGCUCUGGGCCUGGCCACCUGCCCCCGAACGGUCUGGGGUGUGGCCACCUGUCCUUGGCCACACUGAGGCCAGUCACCUGGCUCGGGCCCCUCUUGGCCAAGCCCCCUGCCCUGGGCUGGUCUGAAGUCCAGCCAUUUGCCCCAACCUGGAUCAGUGGGGGUAACAGAGGGCAGAGUGCAGCCCAGUCCGAGUAGUUCCGGCACACAACUCCAUUUUACCCAAAUUGCUGUGGACUUGGGGCAGGGAAGGCUCAAGGGGAUGGGCAGAGAAGGGAAGCGGGGCAGCCCACCAGGGUCCAGGCCUGGUUACCCAGCAGCUCGGCAGUGAGGAGGUGCAGGACUUACCCUUAAGGGAAAGGCCAGGGUAGUCUUCACGUUUGGGAGCUUCUUUGAGGGAAAUUUCUUGGAGGCUCAGAGGCCUUUGGCUCAGGGUGGGGGGAGGAGGGCCUGGCCAGGAUCAGCCCAGGGAGCGGGGUCACACCUUCUCCAGGGGUGUCGGCCAGAGGCGACGAGGACAGCAUUGAGAGAUCCCAAGAUCUGGAUCAUUCAAACUCCUACCACUCACCUACCCUGGAAGAAAAUGGGUUUGGUUGUUGAAAAGAGCGGGUUGGGUGUUGAGAUUUAGGGCAUGCUUUAGGUCCCGGUCAGCCCACGAUGGGGACAGAGCACCCCGGUGAGGGACAGAGGGAGGAGGGAGACCUCAACCCAGUCAGAUUGGGUGGGUUUGGGACCCCACCCUGGGGACGCCUGCCUAAGCACGAGUAGGGAGGCAGAAAUUUCCACGAUUUGGGAUUUCUUGUCUCCUAUGGUCCAUGGAGGAAUGUCUGCCCAUGGCAGGGUGAGGGUGGGAGUAGCCCCAUGGAUCAGAAGGCCAGUCACGUGUUCCUCCACCUUCUCCAAAGCUUAAAUUCUGAUCUAGCUGGGUCAAGCGGGGCAGCAGGCCUUCCACCAGUCACAUGUGACUCUCGUUAGGUCCAGCAGGGCCAACGAGAAAAGCCACCAAAUUCAAAGGGAUGCUGGGGGAUGCCCCUGAGUUUCUGACGAUGGGUUGGGCGGGGUGGGGAAUUGGCUGUGUCCCUGCUUCUACACUUCGAAGGGGGUCUCCCCCACCCCAGCACAGUGGGUCUGUCCAGGCCAGAAUUUGGGGGUUUGCCAGCCCAGACACCCAGGUCCCAGUUUCCCCAGGGAAGUAGGCCGGGUAGAGUUGAGUUCUGGGAAAAUUGGUUCCGCCUGAGGGGGAGAGAUUGAGCCUGGGGCCUGGAGAAAGAAGGGGUCAGCAUUACCCGAUUUGAGGUCUUCCCAGACUGCUCAGAAGCGUUUACGUCUGUCCGCCGACUUGAGGGAGGAAAGCUGGGAGUCUGGCCCACGCGGGUGAGGGGUAACAAUGUCUUUGCCCACUGUGAGGGCCCAAGAGUAGGAAGGGGCCUGAGUACCCCCAGCAGCCCCACACUUCCCUGCCUCAUCCCACCUACUCCCACCCGCGCAGACGCAAAAUAAACACAGCCCCAGUGGAUUUGCUUGUUUGGAAAACACGGUUUAUCCGGCCCCAGCGUGGGGAGACCCCGGGGCCAGCCAGUGGCCCGGUGUCCAUUAUGGGAUGAGCGUCCUGCCCAGGCCUACUCAAAGCCAUGCUGAGCCCAUUGGCACCGCGGGCCAGUGGACAGGCCUCCGGCUGCCUGGCCCGGCCCUGCCGGGGAGGGGCAUUGUGGCCCGUUGGGUGCCACGCUGCUCGCCCUUGUCCCCGCCGCGCUGUGCCGCCUACCCCGUGUUUCUGUCCAAUAAAUUAUUCGAGUUCGUUCCAUUCGA